Parnassius apollo (apollo) is the source of this 2268-nucleotide messenger RNA. NCBI's taxonomy places the organism in Eukaryota, Metazoa, Arthropoda, Insecta, Lepidoptera, Papilionidae. The record is from the annotation of a GenBank genome assembly.
AUGGGAACUUCAGCUCCAAGCACCUUACCACGUGGCGGAUCUUUGUUGCGCGCAUUCUCACCGUCUGCUCCGCCUGUACCUGCUGAUCGUGUAAAAACUAUACCAACCGCGGGCCUUUCCGGGGAUGGAUACGUGUCAUCUCCAGAGCGCAAUGCUCCUCGUGCGCCAUAUGAAGACCCUUAUUACACCCAGUACUUGGGCCCGGCCGCUGGAAGAGCGACUAUUGCCCCUAUCAUAGAUGAGGAAACCAGCGAUACUGUAAUCGUCGAUGAUUCAUAUCAGUUGUAUGGCGUCAAUGCCAUCACAACAGCCCCACGUCCAAUGCCUCGUCCUCCGUUCGACGCCAGACUCACUACGCAAGUAGAUGAUAUGCAGCGUCUACGUGUGGAGAAAAUGGAGCGUCAACUUGCUAAUCUCACGGGCUUAGUACAGAAAGCUCUACAGGUGCCCGGGACAUCGACACCUGCUGCGGCCCCGCGCCAGGAGUUCCAAACGUACCAGCCUCGACCAGCUAACCAGGAUCCGGUGAGAUUUACCAGCGACGAGAGACCUCCCAAAUUAGGGAGAGACAGAUUUCAAAAAUCUGUGUCAUUUGAAAAAUCGGUAUCAUUUAGCGAUGAUCCACCAGAUAUGAACUCUCCUAAACAACAUUCGCCUCAACAUUCAGCUGAUACAAAACCAGCUAAACCGGCAAUCAAAUCAUCCACUUUGCCGAGGACUUCUUCACAAGAACGAGAUCGUUUAAAACCGGCUCCUCCACCGAAGCCUGCUGGUUUAGUUGGACAACAAUUAGCAUUACCUCAGCAAAGGACACUUAAUGUUGGUCCCGACUUCUUCAAUCAACUGCGUUUGCUUCAAAAGGAAAGCCGUGACUUAAGGAUUGAGACACGAAAUUUACGUCGUUCAACCUUGUCACAGUCUAUUCAAAUGAGACAGUUAAUGGCCGAAACUAUUGUAAAGAUAGGUGCUAUCGCUGCUAGCUGCUGCGAACAUGACCCUGAUUCGCAACUUACUAGAGAGGAAGAGAUUUAUAGGCAAGAUAUGUUGCUUCUUGAAAAUGAUUUGUAUGAAUUAGAGGCUACGGUGGAGAGACUUCGGGGCCAAGCGGCCAACAGGGAAACCCGUGUCAACAUGGCCGAUAUUGAGCGUAUUGCUAUGGUUCUCUCUAAGAGCAGCAAAACGGUUGCCGAUUGGAAACUUAAAUUUCCGAUUCUUCAGGAUACAAUGAAAGUUAAACUUGCUUCAGACAUGGAGAAGGUUGUUCGAAAAGAAAAGAUGCUCGAAGAUGAACCAGAGCGACUUGAACUUGCCCUGCGUCGCUGCAAAAAGUUAACUGGAACUUUGGUGACUCUUAAAAGAUUGGCGUGCGUUCAAGAACAGCGUCUCCCUAUCACGGAUGGUCGUAUUUCUCCUGUCUCCUCGCAAAGUUCCUCUUUCACGGCUGGCCCAUCAUCUGAAGAGUAUCCCCCAGAAAAUACUUGCCAACUGGCUACUUCACACAAUAAGGGCACCGGCGGCGUCGUCCCCGUGCGAAACGUUGCGGGGAGAGGAACAACGGACGUCCGGCCGGAGAACGCCCUCGAUGCAUUAUUAGACGAACUCCAGACUUUCGCUAAACCAGCGGACCGUAGCGGGAGAGGCGAGGGGCCCUUGCGUCGACUUCAUUCGUAUCCAAGUGGCAGCGACACAGAUGCGUCGCCACCAGUUCGUGCUCGCGGUCAACAUCCUCCGAAGCCCCCAGUGCCCGAGAGACACCCCGAGCUUCUGGCGUUGGCCGCGCGCCGUGCUCCUCCCCCGCCACCACCAAGAACAACAUCUAGGUCACCACUCGCUUCUCCAACUUCACCCUCAUCUCCUCCACGCACUGAUUCCGAUUCCUGUCGCUCCAAUCCCGACCCCAACCAUGAGGAAAAAGGCAACUCGCGUCAGGCGAUUCUUGAACAAAGACAUCAAGAAUUGUUAAAAAAACAAAAGGCGCUUCAGGAGCAGUACGCGCGCUUACAAAUGAUUCAUAGAAGCGGAACUGCGCUGCCCUCAAACGCCCAACUAGACCUGAAAAAGACUGGCAGUGAAUCGAACUUGCUUACUAAAAUGAACUUAAAUCUAGCUCCAGCAAAUAUAUCUGGUAGCAUGACUCAUUUAUCUGCCGAUUGCGAAAGAAAAAAUUAUCCAGAUGGUACUACGUCUGAAGUCAUUAACUCGCAGUUGCUCAAGACGCCUGACGCGAUGGCCACCACAAACAAAGUUUACGAGACGGACAUACUGUGA